UGAAAGAGGCGUUACUCACAUGACAGCGUUGAAAUAAAUGUUCAAGAUCAGAAUGAUAGCUAGACAUACUACAGAGCGUGGGACUUCAGCAGCUCCAGCCAAAAAUAUAUGUUAAGGAGGAAUUGCCCAAGAGCCCUUCGACAAGCCAGCAUGUCUGAUGCCAUUAAAAAUGUGGCAAUAUUCGGCUGCACGGGGAUGACGGGGUCAGCGACCUUACCUAUUGCAGUGGCCGCAGGUUACAGUACGACUGUGCUGGUGAGAGACCCUGCAAAGCUUCCUCCAGACCACAAAGCCUCCAGAGUCGUGGUGGGAGAUGUUCUGAACAAAGAUGAUGUUAAGAAGACCCUGGAGGGUCAGGAUGCAGUCAUCAUUAUUUUGGGGACAAGGAAUGAUCUUGGUCCCACAACGAUGAUGUCUGAGGGAACACGGAACAUUCUGGAGGUCAUGAAAGCCCGUGGAAUCCGUAAAGUUGUUGCUUGCAUGUCAGCGUUCCUGCUGUGGGAUCGUGCCAAAGUUCCUCCUCGCCUCGUGCCGGUCACGGAAGAUCAUGACAGAAUGUACAAUGUCCUGAAGGAAUCAGGACUGGACUAUAUAGCUGUAAUGCCUCCACACAUUGCUGGUGACAAGCCUCUGACAGAAAAAUAUAUUGCGACUGAGAACAUGUUAAAAGGAAGAGUUAUCUCCAAAUUUGACCUGGGCUAUUUUUUUGUCAAGUGCCUCUCCACUUCUGAAUGGGAUGGAAAGACAGUUGGAGUUUGUGGAGAAUAUAGCUAAUCUACCAAAGCCUUAGUUUAUUUUUGUAUUUUUAUUUUUUUACAUAUACCCAUAUGCUGACCUAUACUGAUUAACUAUAAACGUACCUAUAGUUAAUCAUAGUUAUUAUUUUUUCAAAAAUCUGGUCUUUUACAUAGGCACAUAAUUUGUAUUUGUUCAAUCAAAAUAACCAUAGCAGUUACAGAAUUUUCUUUAAAAGAGCAGAAGAUAACUGCUAGCUUUUUUUUUUUGUUUUGCCUUAAGAAACAUUGAAUGUAAAUCUUUGUUAUUGGCCAAGGAAUUUUAAUGUAAUAUGUUUUAUGAGUUUAAAUAAAAGCAUUAU
Molecule: messenger RNA, 1096 nt
Organism: Xyrauchen texanus (razorback sucker)
Lineage: Eukaryota; Metazoa; Chordata; Actinopteri; Cypriniformes; Catostomidae
Product: flavin reductase (NADPH)-like
Exons: 5
Coding region: 109-774 (221 amino acids)
Source: RefSeq, a predicted model, not a curated record